UGCGGAAGAGUCCAGUGAAGUCCUGCUGAGAGAGAUACAGGAUUUGCUCAUGUGCUGGUUGUGUCAGGUAGACUGUAGGUCUGUAAAGAGCUCUGCAGAAGUGCUGAGGUAGUGUAGUUUAUGAGUAGCUGACAGAUCGGUCAGUAGAGCGAGUGUAGGAGUGGUCAUGUCUGCAGUCGUGCUGUCUCUGUAUGUAGUGAGGAGGUUCUGUAACUCAGGAAGAAUGCAGGUUUGUUUUUAUCUGCUGCUUGUGCUCCAUGUUGCUGAAGGCUGCACACUGAAAGGCCAUGAUCAGUUAGAAACGAUUACUGCAUACUCAGGAGGGUCAGUAAUGCUGCCCUGCUACUGCACUGACCCACAAGACACACCUGAGACAUUCACCUGGAAGAACCUUACAACAAACAUAGACAUAUUGAAAGAGAUAUCCAGUGAGAGUGGUCAGUACAGAAACAGAGUUCAGCUGGUUAAUGGUCACUCUCCAGGAAAUCUCUCUCUACUCAUAUCACGCCUGACUGAAGAGGACGGAGGAGAUUACGGAUGUAAAGUUGAAGGUAGCAGGAACAAAGAUAUCCGACUCUCUAUUAAGGGCUGCACUCUGACCAACAAUACAGAACGAUUAGAUAUCACAGCACCUACAGGAGGGUCAGUACUGCUGCCCUGCUCCUGUGCUGAGCUACGUGCCAAACCUAAAACAUUAACCUGGAAGAAAUACAAUCAAAACAGUAAGAAGUGGGACAGCAUGCCCAUUGAAAGUGGUCAGUCCAGAAACAGAGUUCAGCUGGUUAAUGGUCACUCUCCAGGAAAUCUCUCUCUACUCAUAUCACACCUGACUGAAGAGGAUGGAGGAGAGUACAUGUGUGAUGCUAUGAAAAGUGGACUCACAUACAUCAAAUUCACUGUUGAAGUGGCUCCUCCACCAAAACCUACUCCAACACUUGACAGGACCAUUCAUCUGAAAACUUCAGCUGAACCUUCCACCACAACUUCUUCUCAGAAAGGAAAGUCACCCCUGAAUGAUGCUGCUGGUAUUGCAGAACCUCCACAGUCUCUGCCCUUCGUCCCCUUUGCCUUGGUGACUGUGAUCUUCCUCCACAUUAUAGUAGCUGUGGUUUAUCUCACCAAGAGAAACAAAGUGCUGGAUGCUGCUAAAAUUUUCUACAGCAAUUAUGAUGAAGAUGGAGCAGUGAGUCUACAGCAGAGAAUAAAACCAAUAGAGAGGAGCAGACCAGCUACUGACAACACAUCUUACCUGCUGACCAGCUACUGAUUUUCAUACAAGAUCAACAGACCAGCUACUGGUUUUCACAUCAGAUCAGUAGACCAGCUACUGGUUCACAUCAGAUCAACAGACCAGCUACUGGCUUUCACAUCAGAUCAACAGACCAGCUACUGACUUUCACAACAGAUCAACAGACCAGCUACUGACUUUCACAUCAGAUCAACAGACCAGCU
This is a messenger RNA of Colossoma macropomum (tambaqui), 1452 nucleotides long. RefSeq lists its product as uncharacterized. Gene Ontology annotation, cellular component: external side of plasma membrane. The coding region runs from base 167 to 1267 and encodes 366 amino acids. Gene Ontology annotation, biological process: immune response; cell surface receptor signaling pathway; negative regulation of T cell proliferation. The transcript has 6 exons. Lineage: Eukaryota; Metazoa; Chordata; Actinopteri; Characiformes; Serrasalmidae. The record is from RefSeq and is a predicted model, not a curated record.